Messenger RNA from Dibothriocephalus latus, 1236 nucleotides. The record is from the annotation of a GenBank genome assembly. NCBI's taxonomy places the organism in Eukaryota, Metazoa, Platyhelminthes, Cestoda, Diphyllobothriidea, Diphyllobothriidae.
AUGGAGGACAGUGUGUUAGUGGUUCCCGACGUGCUUCCCUUGGAUGUUGAAUCGUUUAAAUUGCUUUCGAAAAACGAGAAACAAUACGUAAAUGCUAUUGACGAAGUGGCUUGGAUUGGAGCAUUAAUCGAUCUGAUUCAAUUGUCUCCUGAAUCCGCUGGGAUAUUCUUGCUGUCGCAUAACAUUUUCCAACUGCAGGAUGCUUCGGAUAUUCGUGAUAUUGCCAAAUCAAAUGGCGUGCGAGCUGAAGAUAUUGAUGCUUUUGUUGCCUAUUUCGCGUCGAUUUACGGUAAUUUAGGAAAUUACUUGUCCUUUGGCAACACAAAAUUCAUUCCUGCUGUUAAUCGUGAAGCUUUUACCAACAUCGUCAAUUUGACGGAUGCUUACAAGUCUUCUGAGUUGGUCAGAGAAAUUUUUAAGCGUGUGAUUGAUAGUAUCUAUUCAACUCAUCCUGGGUGUCUGCGGUUGUCGUUUCCUCAAGAAGGCAUGACAACGUACUACUCAGCAAACUGCACUCGGUCAGAUGCUGAACUUGUCCAGACUUUCCUAGAUUCAAGACGAAUUGAAGCUUACAACACUCGUUUGAUGAAAAAGUUUGAUAAGGACGCCAAUGGUCGGGACAAUUACGAAUUGCUUGUUGCCUCGGCUGAUUCCGGAGAGGAGGAAAUUGAAAACGCCGGCUUAUCACAAUCAUCAACACUAAAAAUAAAAUAUGGCGACUAUAAAGAACUUAUGCAGUUAAUUGUCUCCGGCAUUGAUGUGAUUAAAGCAGCUGCCCUUAAUGAUGAGCAAAGGAAAAUGUGGAGUGAAUAUCAGCGUAGUUUUCAAACGGGCUCUAUUGAAGCGCACAAAGCUGGAUCAAAGCACUGGGUAGCUGACGAAAAACCGACUGUAGAAAGUUAUAUCGGUUUUAUCGAAACCUACCGGGACCCAUAUGGCGUACGGGGAGAGUUCGAAACUUUUGUCGCUGUUGUCGACAAGAACGUGUCAGCGAAAUGUCAAAAUCUAGUUAAAUGCGCUUCGUUAUUUCUGGCCCUCUUACCCUGGCCUCCUAGCUAUGAGACGGAUGCCUUUUUAGAGCCCGAUUUUACGAGUUUAGACAUUAUGUCAUUUGGUGUCUCUGGAUUGCCGGCUGGCAUCAAUAUUCCGAACUACGAUGAUAUUCGUCAGAGUAUCGGAUUCAAAAAUGUCUCUCUCGGGAACAUCUUAAAAGCAAAUUUCCAGGUAGAACAGUAG